CAUAAAAUAUGAAAUUAAGAAUCCACUUUGUUCAUUCUUUAAUGUUGUCAAUUGGGUUUCUCAAGAAAGGGUAAUUGUUUGAUUAAUAAUGUUGAUGGGUCAUUGAGGUUUAAAAAUCAAUUAGGGUUUUUGGAAGAUGGGGUCAUUUUAGAUCUACAAUGAUUUGGUGGGCAUCCUGUUUUAUUUUAUUUGCCUGAAAAAGUGAAGGGUUAAUUUUUUUGUUUGGUGGUUGAUUUUUAGUUGGUAGUACUCAUCACUCUUAACGUCACACUAUAAUAGGCCACAUUUCUUUCAAAAUAUCAGUUGAUCACUUGAUCCUAAGGAGUAGUUAAAGUCUAAAGGAGGAAAGGUAAAAAAAAAAAGCUAUCAAUUAAUUGUAGGGUGACUAGUUGCAACAAAUAAUUGGAGAGAGAGAGAAAGAGAAGUUUGUGGGGGUUGGAUGUCCUGGAAAAAUGAAACAAGUGAGGCAACUCUUCUCUGUAAAAUGAGGUUCAUUUAAGCCGUCUCUGAAUGCUACGAUGAAUCGAAGUUUUGGUAAGAAUUGAGGCGUCGAUCAUGAGGGAUUUGUGCUGCACAACUGCUGAUUGUACUCUUGCUCGUGUUCAUUUGAAUUAAAGUAUAAAUAGCCGAAAGAUCUAGCUUGUUCAGUAGCUUCAGGAUUAAUCUGCUUUUCAAGAUUGUUUCAUGAGUGCGAUUUCGAUGAUGGAAUUGAAUGCAAAGAGCCCCUUCUUGUGGGACUGGGAAAACUUAGUGAUGUUCAACACAAAAGCAACCGAAACACCAAAAAAAUUGCAGUUAGUAGAGUCUGAAAUCGAGGGAAUAGAAGGAUUUGAAGUCGGGUCAUUCUAUUCUUCUGGAGGUCGUAGUGAUGGUGGUACUGGUUCUGAUCUGGGAUAUGCUUCUUCAUCAAAAUCAGCUUCUGUUGAUUCAUCCACAGAUAGAGAGAUCAAAGGAAACCAAUUCUCACAACAGGAUCUUAGAAGCAAGAGAGAUUUGGUUAAUAAUUCUGGGACAACAAUAGAAAGUUCAGUGGCUUCUGGUGAAUCUUUGAUUGCCCUGGAACUGGGGAAAAGGACAUACUUUGAAGAUGUUUCUGGGGUCAGCAAUGCGAGGAAUAAUAAUACUGCUCGAACUUCUUGUAUUCCGCCUGAUUCUGUAGCAAAGAAAUCCAAAUCUUCAUCUCUGGGUACAGAAAGUCCACGUUGUCAAGUUGAAGGAUGUAAUCUUGACCUUUCCUCUGCUAAAGAUUACCACCGGAAGCAUAGAGUUUGUGAAAGCCACUCAAAAUGCCCAAAGGUUGUUAUAAACGGACUCGAACGAAGGUUUUGUCAACAGUGCAGCCGGUUCCACGGGAUGUCGGAGUUUGACCAAAAGAAGAGAAGCUGCCGCAGGCGUCUUUCUGAUCACAAUGCACGUCGCCGGAAGCCAAAGCCAGAGGUCAUCCAAUUCAACUCGAUGAGGCUAACAUCCUCCUUAUAUGAGGGUAGGAAUCAGCUGAAUUUUGCUUUCGACCAGGUACCAAUGCUUCAGAGUAGGCAUGAUACCUGGAAUAGUGGAAGCGAAUCCAAGGUGGUUACGCUGGCAAAACCUGGUUUUUUUACAACCAUAAAAUCCGGGGGUACUGAUACUACUGAUGAGCUGCUGCAUUCAACCCACAAUAAUGGACUGCAAACCCUGGAAACCAAAAUCUCUCCUCACUUAUUUCCAUCUAAGGGUGAUGUCUUCCAUCGAGGUGUAGCAGUGUCGGUGCCACCAGUAUCCAACAACUUGGGUGCAGCUCAAGAUUUCCGUGCUCUCUCUCUUCUGUCAACAAGUUCAUGGGGUUCAUCAUGCAACCCAGAACCUUCCGCACUAAACCAUCAUCCUAUGCACACAAAUCACACCGCCUCUUUAGGUAGCCCGUCUAUGCCUCUGCCUCUCGGUGGCCCGUCCAUUUCAUCGUCAGAGUUCUGGCAAGCUGCUGAUCAGCCAACCGCCUCAGCUAGUCAUGGAUCGACUUUCCAGUUGUUCAAAGCGCCGAAUGAUUCCAGCUUUUAUCUCUACUAAAUUGCAGCUUAUUUGUCUGUCUUAGUAGUAGUAAUUUGCUCCUAAUCCUAGACCAUUAAGUGUAUGGAGUUUUAUAUGGUUAGGUGUUGAGCUUGCUGGUUUAUCAUAUUUUCUGAAAAUUUAGCAGACUAUUCUCAUUUUCUGUAUGAUUGUAGGUGAGGUUUCCGGCAAUUGGUUCUUGUCUGGUUUUUCAAGACUCGUUUACCAACUACAUUAGUAGUAGUAGUAGUAACCCAAAGAAGAUGUAGGGUUGUCGGGUUAUUCUAUGAACCAUCAACUUUAGAAACUUGGACAUGUUAUGCUUUUGUGUGUUUAUUCGUAGUUUUCGGUAACCUGUUUCAGUAUAUCUUGAUUUGGUAA
Spinacia oleracea (spinach) is the source of this 2406-nucleotide messenger RNA. RefSeq names its product squamosa promoter-binding-like protein 2. The transcript has 6 exons. The record is from RefSeq and is a predicted model, not a curated record. Gene Ontology annotation, molecular function: DNA binding. NCBI's taxonomy places the organism in Eukaryota, Viridiplantae, Streptophyta, Magnoliopsida, Caryophyllales, Amaranthaceae. The coding region runs from base 685 to 2046 and encodes 453 amino acids. Gene Ontology annotation, cellular component: nucleus.